AUGAGAACUCGAAAAGUUCAAGAUGGUUCAGUAGGUUUUGAUAUAAGAGGAUAGAGUUUGCCUAAAUUUAAAAGAAAAGGCUAAUUUGAAAAUUAUGAUGAUAUUUUAUUAGAUAUUCCAAAUGGAGAUUUGAUUGAAGGGAAAAAUUAUUAUAAAACUAAUUGUGCAUCUUGUCAUCAUUUAGGUUUUAUUUUAUUUUCUUAUUAUUUUUAGAUUUUGAAACUAAUUUAGGACCUUCAAUAAGAACUGAAAAUUUAGAACUAAUUGGUCUAUGGAAUAUGGAGGUGGAGAUUUAAUUUCUUGUUAAAAAUUCAUUUGGAAUAGAAAAAAAUUAUGGCAAUUUUUAUAAAAUUCAGAAAAAAUGUUUUUAGAUACUGCUAUGUAAUUAGAUGGAAUUAAUGAUCCAUUUAUACUUGCUAGUGUUAUAACAAAAAAAUAGUAAUCUGAAAUCUAAAUAUGUUAUCAAUCUAUUUAAUACUCAAAAUAGUUUAUAUUAAAAUGACUCAAUCUAUAAUUAUAUAUAUGUAUUUCUCUUAUUAUUCAUCAAUCUGUAUACUAAAUGA
Paramecium sonneborni is the source of this 563-nucleotide messenger RNA. The record is from the annotation of a GenBank genome assembly. NCBI's taxonomy places the organism in Eukaryota, Ciliophora, Oligohymenophorea, Peniculida, Parameciidae.